Messenger RNA from Lutra lutra (Eurasian river otter), 1854 nucleotides. RefSeq names its product glycogenin 1 (gene GYG1). Bases 152 to 1153 code for a protein of 333 amino acids. Gene Ontology annotation, molecular function: glycosyltransferase activity. Lineage: Eukaryota; Metazoa; Chordata; Mammalia; Carnivora; Mustelidae. The transcript has 7 exons. Gene Ontology annotation, cellular component: cytoplasm. The record is from RefSeq and is a predicted model, not a curated record.
CGCGGCCACGUGACGGCCGCUAUAAGAGCGCUCCCGGCCCACGCUCGGCUCCCGCCGCGCCUCCUCCCUGGCCGCGCUCCCUCCCGGCGCCCGGCUUCUCCCAGCCAGCAACCUGCGGCUGCGGCGGCCUCCCGCCCCCCUCGGCAGCACCAUGACAGAUCAGGCCUUUGUGACACUGACCACAAACGAUGCCUACGCCAAAGGAGCCUUAGUCCUGGGCUCGUCUCUGAAGCAGCACAGGACCACCAGGAAGCUGGCCGUGCUUGCCACUCCUCAGGUCUCCGACUCCAUGAGAAAAGUUUUAGAGACAGUCUUCGAUGAAGUCAUCACCGUAGACGUCUUGGACAGUGGCGAUUCUGCACAUCUAACCUUGAUGAAGAGGCCUGAGUUGGGUGUCACGUUAACAAAACUCCAUUGCUGGUCACUUACGCAGUAUUCAAAAUGUGUGUUCAUGGAUGCAGAUACUCUGGUCCUAGCAAAUAUUGAUGAUCUUUUUGAGCGAGAAGAAUUAUCGGCGGCACCAGACCCAGGGUGGCCUGACUGCUUCAACUCUGGAGUCUUUGUUUAUCAGCCUUCAGUUGAAACAUACAAUCAGCUGUUGCACCUUGCUUCUGAGCAAGGCAGUUUUGAUGGUGGGGACCAGGGUUUACUGAACACAUUUUUUAACAGCUGGGCAACAACAGAUAUCAGAAAACACCUGCCAUUUAUUUAUAACCUAAGCAGCGUUUCUAUAUACUCCUACCUCCCAGCAUUUAAAGCAUUUGGUGCAAAUGCCAAAGUUGUUCAUUUCCUGGGACGAAUCAAACCAUGGAAUUAUACUUACGAUCCUAGCACAAAGAGUGUCAAAAGUGAGUCCCAUGAUCCUACCAUGACUCAUCCAGAGUUUCUGAACCUGUGGUGGGACAUCUUCACCACCAGCGUUUUACCUCUGCUUCAACAAUUUGGCCUUGUCAAAGACACCCACUCAUACCUAAAUGUGGAAGGCGUCUCAGGAGCUGUAUCACAUCUGUCCCUUGGGGAGAUCCCGGCUGCAGCCCAGCCUUUUGUGUCCUCAGAAGAACGGAAGGAGCGGUGGGAGCAGGGCCAGGCUGAUUACAUGGGAGCAGAUUCCUUUGACAACAUCAAGAGGAAACUGGACACUUACCUCCAGUAGAAACACUGCCUUUUUCCCAUGGACACAUCCACUUCAAAGGCACUUGUUUCUGACACUUAGUAUCUCGAGCUGGGUUAGGAAAGGUCUCUUACGGUUGCUAGAAGCUUUGCUAGAAUUCAUCAGAUGAGGGGAUUUUGCAAGACAACAGGUGAGAACUGGGCAAAAGUUGUGAAGUAGCAGUUCUGUUAUGUGGACAGCGUUCUGCUUGUUAACCCUAGGCUUAUUCAUUACUCAGCUCUUGUCGGAAAUUCUUAAUUUUGCCGACAGCCAGCAUACAUGGUAAGGGAGAGUCAAGCUAAUUAAAAUGGCAGUUAUCGACUCUAAAAAUGUGCCAGUAUGGCUCUAGAUCAGUCUCUCUUCAGAAUGGGACAGGGUAUCUCUCUCUCGCUUGCACGUUGUAGCUUUCACUAGACCUGCAUUUUAUUUAGAAGGGCCCAGAGACCGCCAGAGUGAUUGUGAUUUUGCUUUCAGGUGAAGAUAUCCUGUAACACUGCUGAGUGAUUCAUAAACCUAUCGGCAAGCGGCGUUAACCCAUUUUAUUUCCUAACUGUAGUGUCUGAAAUUGUUCACCAGUUUUCUGUAUACUGUAAGGCAGCAUGCUAAAAUGCUUUUUUCAGUUCUGUGUAUCUGUAAAGAGCAGUGUGUUCUCUGAUGGUUACCUGCGGUGGCACCUUGUAUGAAAAUAAAGGCUUCUUGCCAUA